AUGGCAAACCGCUUCGUUCAGUACGUCCGGGGGGACCAAAAUGCGCCUGGAGAACGGAAGCUGGUGCAGAAGCUCGACUUCUUCAUCCUCACAUUCUGUUGUCUGAUGUACUUCUUGAAUUAUCUUGACCGAACAAACUUGAACAACGCCUAUGUCUCUGGCAUGAGAGAAGAACUGAGCUUCAAAGGCAAUCAACUCAACCAGAUUAAUACUGUGUUUACCGUUGGGUACACGAUAGGUCAGGUACCUUGUAACAUUGCGCUUUACUAUAUCAAACCAAGAUACUUCUUCCCAGCGUGCAUGGUAGCAUGGGCAUGCUUGACCAUGGUAACAGCUGCUGCCCAAAAACCGCAAGACAUAAUGGCGAUUCGUUUCUUCCAGGCAAUCUUCGAGUCAUCGACCUUUGUAGGAACUCAUUACAUCCUCGGUUCGUGGUAUACCGAGAAAGAGCUGGGCAAGCGCUCCGGGAUCUUCACAGCAUCUGGACUAGCUGGAACCAUGAUCGGGGGCUUGAUCCAAACCGGUAUCCACUCAAGCAUGAAUGGAUUGAACGGCCUUUCAGGUUGGAGAUGGCUGUUCAUAAUCGACGGAAUCAUUACGUUGCCUGUAGCGGUCUAUGGAUUCCUCCUCUUUCCUGACAAGCCGCAAAACACCAAGGCUCCCUACCUCUCUGCGGAAGAGAAGGCGCUUGCCAUAUCUCGCGUCCCAGAAGUCUCAGAGCGCACACCAAUCUCCUGGACCUUCCUGAAGUAUUGUUUCAGCACGUGGUACUGGUACUUCUUCGUCAUCUUAUGGAUCCUUGCGGGAGAGACCGAGUCAUUCAGUACAAAUGCUCUUCUACAGCUUUACAUGAAGUCUCAUCCCACGAAGAAGUACGCCGUAUCGCAAGUCAACAACUAUCCGACUGGGGUGCCUGCAGUGGGCAUCGUUUCAACACUGUUUUGGGCUACGCUCACGGAUUUCAUGGGAGGCAAGCGCUAUCUAGUUGGUUACUGGAUCGGUAUAACUGGCGUCAUAACGAGCGCCUUGAUCCUAGCCUAUCCGCAUAACACGACGAUCCACUUCGCGAUGUACUACUGGGCUGGCUCAGUGUAUGCCUGCCAAGCGACCUUUUUUGCUUGGGCAAACGACGUGCUCCGCUACGAGGAAGACAGCUUGCGAGCCGUAGUCAUUGCGUCGAUGAACAUGGGAAGUAACGCAAUAAACGCGUGGUGGAGUAUUGUCUUCUACGGAGCAAACUUCGCGCCAUAUUUCACGAGAGGUAUGUGGGCCAUGAUCGCUGUGAGCAUUGCGAUGGCCAUUUGGACAGGUCUACUCGUGUGGAUGCACAUCCGCACUGAAAAGAAAAGGGAUAGAGAAGCUGUGGCUACAGAUAUAGCGAGCAAAGAGCAUGGUUUGCGUGUUGCAGGGCAGGAUCAUCAAGUUGGUUUGGGUCCUGAGAAGGUAUAA
Molecule: messenger RNA, 1449 nt
Organism: Cucurbitaria berberidis CBS 394.84
Lineage: Eukaryota; Fungi; Ascomycota; Dothideomycetes; Pleosporales; Cucurbitariaceae
Product: pantothenate transporter-like protein
Exons: 4
Coding region: 1-1449 (482 amino acids)
Biological process (GO): pantothenate import across plasma membrane
Cellular component (GO): plasma membrane
Molecular function (GO): pantothenate transmembrane transporter activity
Source: RefSeq, a predicted model, not a curated record